CUCGAGUAGGAAGUUACCAGUAGCACUGCUGUGUACAGAUGAGAUGUUUUCUCUCCGGUCCAGUGAAAACGUGUUUUUGAAAAUGGUUUAAACGCUGCACGUCAGGUCUUGCAGCUCUAGCAUGUGAGAGAGAGGCCUGUACGGCCAACUUGGGAAGUUCACGUAAACUCUUACGGCCCUGUCAUGGAGGACAAAAGGUCUGUGAUUGGCACCCUGCGCCAAAAAGCCAAACUCUUUCGAUCUUCACGGGUCGGCAGUAUCAAGCACCCCAACAAGCCAGAGGUGAGGGAGGAGCGUCUGCUGGACCAGCGGAUGAGAACGUCUAAAGAAGAUGUCCCUCACAAGGGUCGGCUGUCCUCCCCCAUAAGCCACUCCCAUCAUCGGACAUCCUCCCCCUUGAGCCACUCCCACCAGCAGCCAGCUAACCUUCGGCCUUCCUCCGUCUGCAAACCACCCACCCCUCCCGACAUGAAUGUGCAGAGAAGAGGGGCCGUCACCGGGCUUGCUGAUUCGCUGAACAUGCUGGUGGACUCCAAGGUCUGGCCGUCGCAGGAGUCAGUCUCUGAUGGCGCACACGAGGAGCAGGACUUCUUUGAGGCUUCGGAAAACAUGGAGCAGAUGCUAAAUCUAGGAGACACGCAAGUUCCCUCACCAGAGAGUGUGACUGAGACUCCGGACAUGAGGCAAGAGCCGCCCGGAGCGGGCGAGAAUCCGAGAGAGCGUGAGAGAUCGUACCUGCUCACUAUAUGCCUGAAAGAGGGACGUGGGCUGGUCAUAAGAGACCGAUGCGGCACAAGCGAUCCGUAUGUGAAAUUCAAGCUGGAUGGGAAAACCUUUUACAAAAGUAAAGUGGUGUAUAAGAAUCUGAAUCCGGUCUGGAAUGAAUCCUUCUCUUUCCCAGUCCGCAAGCUAGACCAGAAACUCUUCAUCAAGGUUUACGACCGAGAUUUGACCACGGAUGAUUUCAUGGGCUCCUGUGCGUUUGUCCUCAGUGAACUUGAACUUGAAAAGACCAGUGAAAUGGUGUUGCCGUUGGACGACCCCAACAGCCUGGAGGACGAUAUGGGUGUGAUAGUCAUCGACAUCUGUUUAUCCGUGCGAGACAGCAAGAACAAAAAACAUAGGUUUGUCCAGAAGAAAAAAAGAAGUUUUACGGGAAGUACACCAGAACACCACAGACGUCUCACGGAGUCCAUGAAGAAAAGCCAGCUGUGGACCGGAGUCUUCACCAUCACUCUCGUGGAGGGUCGGGACUUUCCAUUGGACGGACAGGCCGAUGUGUUUGUACGCUUCAAACUGGGGGAUCAGAAAUAUAAAAGCAAGAGUCAAAUUAAGAAGGUGAACCCACAGUGGAGAGAGAGGUUCGACUUCAGCCAGUUUCCAGAUGGAUCAAACCUUCUGGAAAUUGAAGUCAUGGGAAAAGGGGGACGGAAAUAUGAGGAAUGUUAUGGACAGUGUGAGGUCCUCUUGUCUGGGUUGCCGUUGAAUGAGUCCAAACUGUUCACACCGGAGCUGGAUUCAUGUCGAGGGAAAGUCGUGUUUCUCGUGACGCCCACACCCUGCACUGGUGUUUCCAUCACAGACCUCGUCGCUCCACCGCUGGAGGAACCUCACGAGAGAGAAAACAUGCGCUUCAAAUACAGUUUAAGGAACUGCUUUAAGGACAAAAGAGAUGUUGGCUUCCUUCAGGUCAAAGUGAUCAAGGCCUGUGACAUCAUGGCUGCUGAUCUGAAUGGAAAGAGCGAUCCGUUUUGCGUCCUUGAAUUGGGAAACAACAGACUGCAGACUCACACUAUCUACAAAACCCUCAACCCGGAAUGGAAUAAAGUCUUCACUUUUCCAGUGAAGGACGUUCAUGAAGUUCUGGAAAUAACCGUGUUCGAUGAGGAUGGAGACAAAGCUCCUGAUUUCUUGGGGAAGGUGGCCAUUCCUUUACUCUCGGUACGUAAUGGCCAGCAGGUGGCUUGUCCUCUGAGAAAAGAGAAUUUGGGAGGACUAUCCAAAGGGACCAUAUUACUGGAGCUUGAAGUUAUCUAUAAUUCUGUCAAAGCAAGCAUCAGGACGUUCACGCCUAGAGAUCAAAAGUUCAUUGAGGACAAUGCCAAGUUUUCUAAGAAGGUUCUUGCCAGGAAUGUUAUUCGCGUGAGGAACCUCUAUCGAGCCGUGUGCCGCGUGAACCAGUUCAUCAAAAGUUGUUUUCAGUGGGAAAGUGUUCAGAGGAGUAUCGUAGCAUUUCUGGUGUUUAUUCUUACAGUGUGGUAUUGGGAGUUCUACAUGUUGCCGCUGUUCUUGGUUUUACUCAUCGCGUGGAACUAUCUUCAGAUCGCCUCUGAGAGAGUCAGCAGGGACCUGGACACCAUGGAGAUGUAUGAAGAGGAAGAUGAAGAUGAGAAGGAGUCCGAAAGGAAAGGGAUAAUGGAGAAAAUUUACAUGGUUCAGGAGAUUGUCAUCGCGGUCCAGAACCUUUUGGAGGAGAUUGCGUGCUUUGGGGAAAGAAUAAAGAAUACGUUCAACUGGUCAGUGCCAUUCUUGUCUAAUCUGGCCUUCCUGGUUCUCAUCAUUGCCACAAUCAUCACAUAUUUUAUUCCAGUUCGCUACAUUGUUUUAUUAUGGGGUAUACAUAAAUUCACAAAGAAACUGCGCAAUCCAUACGCCAUUGAUAACAAUGAGGUGGUGGAUUUUCUCUCCAGAGUGCCUUCAGAUGUCCAAAUGGCGCAGUACACAGAGCUCAGCAGCUGUAGCAUUCACACAACUUACAGGAGAAGAAAAGCCCACCAUAAAGACCCCUGAGAAUAUUUGUGUGAAGAACAUUUGAAGGCGCAUUGGCACACAAUAGAGACUUUACUUUAAAAAGCAGAUUGCAGGUGAUCUGUAUAUUUUAAUGCAAAUGUGUUUGAUUCUGUGUGGAUGAAAUGAAAUCCUUCUUGCUGGAGGUCUGUACAUCAUAAAAACAUGAUACCGGAUUUUAUUGAAUGAACCUGCACAUAGAUAACACAGAUACGCAUAAGACUUCUUACUGUACAGCUCUGGUCAGUUUGUCACAGUCAGAGGUGAAGCAACGUACAGUAACUCUCAUGAACUGAAUUGAUCUUGAAAGUUCUUCACUAGCUUCCGUCAUAGUCUGGAAAUUCUGCAGUCACUCGUGCAGUUAAAGUACAAUUUUAUACACAUUUGUAUGCAUUGUUUUGUCUCGUCUUGUCAGACGUGUACAAGAAUAAUACGUUAUUUUUUUGUGUGUG
Messenger RNA from Triplophysa rosa, 3239 nucleotides. It is a transcript of the gene mctp2b, whose product is annotated as multiple C2 domains, transmembrane 2b. NCBI's taxonomy places the organism in Eukaryota, Metazoa, Chordata, Actinopteri, Cypriniformes, Nemacheilidae. Gene Ontology annotation, cellular component: synaptic vesicle membrane. The record is from RefSeq and is a predicted model, not a curated record. Bases 184 to 2790 code for a protein of 868 amino acids. Gene Ontology annotation, molecular function: calcium ion binding. The transcript has 22 exons. Gene Ontology annotation, biological process: regulation of neurotransmitter secretion.